Molecule: messenger RNA, 2322 nt
Organism: Cydia pomonella (codling moth)
Lineage: Eukaryota; Metazoa; Arthropoda; Insecta; Lepidoptera; Tortricidae
Gene: roq
Product: roquin-1
Exons: 13
Coding region: 397-2322 (641 amino acids)
Molecular function (GO): metal ion binding
Source: RefSeq, a predicted model, not a curated record
UGAUUGUCAUAUCAUAAAUCCAUAAUCUGUGGUACUAAAGGGCUGCUGACGGAUGAUGUUUUGAAGUGGGUAGAAGCCAAAUGUGUUAUUUUUGUGAUGAGUGUUCGUGUCAUUUUUAAGGUAAAUACGAUUUAUUUUCAUUCCAAACUACCCUAUAUUAAAGCACAUUUACAUUAUGCUCGGAUAGCGGCCGAUGACGAUGUAAUGGCCUGCGCGCCGACGGCCUGCCUAGGUGGCAUUUCGAUGUCAGAAAAAUUGGAAUAUUCUGGGUUUGAUCAUAUCACUAUUUGUUAGCAUAUUUGUCGUGUAAAAUGCGAUGCAAAGUGCAAACAUAGUAGAUUUAUAUGCUGAUUAAAUGGUUGAUUGGACGUUUUGCGUGGUUACGGCGAUACGGCGAUGGAAGUCAAGUUUUGUGAUGAUGAUUUGUCCCUACGCUGUGGGAACGUACAGCUGCUAUCACAGAUGUCAGAGGUUACUUUAAUGCCAAUCCAGGCGCCACAAUGGACCGACUACCGGAACUGUCCGGUCUGCCGGCGCGAGUUCGGCGCUCCGCCCCAGAGCCCCGUCAGCCUCGGCUGCGGCCACACCCUCUGUAGGCACUGUGUCAAGCACCUGCAUAAGAAACAAUGCCCUUUCGACCAGACAGUUAUACAAGUGGAGCCAGAGGAGCUGGUAGUCAACACGGCGCUUCUCCAAUUAGCUGGUUAUACGCCCCCCUCCCAGCCCUACCACCCACCCUGUAUAGCGGCGCUGUGCGAGCGAGACAGACGAGCGUACGACUCCGUCGUGCGAUGUAUGGAGAGCUUGGCCGUCAUACUGAAAUAUACUGGAAAUGCAUCCAACAACACCGUAGCUGGUCGUCUCUCCCGGCCGAUGCAACGCAAGCUUGUGACGCUUCUCCAAUGUUGCGUCACAGACGAGGAGGGGCGGGGACGAUGCGCGCGGGCGGCGCGGUCUUUAGGCGAGCGUAGCGUCACUGAGUUGAUACUACAACAUCAGAACCCUCAACAACUGAGCGCGAACCUAUGGGCCGCCGUGCGAGCGAGGGGUUGCCAAUUCCUAGGGCCAGCCAUGCAAGAAGAGGUCCUGAAAUUAGUUCUACUAGCCCUUGAGGACGGGUCGGCACUGUCCAGAAAGGUGUUGGUGAUGUUCGUCGUCCAGCGAUUGGAGCCCCAGUUCCCUCAGGCGUCCAAAACGAGCAUCGGUCAUGUGGUCCAACUGCUGUACCGCGCCUCGUGUUUCAAGGUCUCAAAACGCGAAUCAGAUUCGUCCCUAAUGCAACUCAAAGAAGAGUUUCGCACGUACGAGUCGCUUCGACGCGAGCACGACGCGCAAAUAGUACAAAUAGCCACCGAAGCUGGGCUCAGAAUAGCCCCGGACCAGUGGAGCGCGCUGUUGUACGGAGAUACGGCGCAUAAGAGCCAUAUGCAGAGCAUUAUAGACAAGCUCCAAACGCCGCAGUCGUUCGCGCAGUCAGUCCAGGAGCUGUUCAUAGCGCUCCAGCGUACCGGGGACCCGCAGCAGCUGGUCGUCAUGAGCAUGCACCUGGACAGGCUCGCCGCCAUAGACGCCAGUCCAGAUGCCAAAAGCCCCUCGUGGCAGCAGCUAGCCGAAGUGAUGGCAUCCCUGAAGGAAGUAGUCUCCGGGCUCAUACACUACUUGCAGCGGAGCACCUUCCACAAUCAGAAGCCCCCGGAGCCCUCUACUAGUCAGCCCUCCCCCCAAGCGGCGGCGACCACCCCCACCCACUCCAAGUACAAAGUGUCCAUGUGCCGCGACGCCGCCGCCCGGUCGUUUUGCCCGCGCGGCAACGCCUGCACAUUUGCCCACUCUGAGGAGGAACUGGAAAGGUACCGCGCCCACCUGAACUCAGCGCAGGGCGCGAACGGGAACGGGCUGUUCCUGGCGCCGACCGCGAUGCCCCCCGCGCUCCCCGCGCCCGUCAUCUACCCGCCCUUCCACCCCCCGCCCUACGUGCCCGUUAUGCCUUCGAUGCCGCCUCAAAACAUGCAGUCCGAGAUUAUGUCGAAUGCCGAGUUUAACCAGGAGAAUGCGCUCGCAGAGCACGGACAGCCUUCAAACUUCAACCACAUGCACAACCAGCAACUGUUGCUACCCGAGCGGCAGUACUACCCGCGCAACGUGCUACCGCCCUCGGAGUUCCGCGAGUACCUACCCGUGUACCGGUCCGGGUACCCGGAGUCCGUGUUCGAGAACGCCAACUACACUGGCGCAGAUCAAAGGGAGCGUGAGUACUUAUUAUUAAUAGUAGCAGUAGACCCGUGGCAACACGGAUAUGAAAAAUAUCAAAAACUGACUUAA